UUCCCGGCUCAGUCCCGGUGGGGCUUGGGAUCGGGAUUGUUUUGCGCGUGCGCGCGCUGCCUUUAGCGCUCGGGGCCGGGUCUGGGAUGAUGGAGGAAGCGGAGGCUACGAAGCAGUGAGCUGAGCCCGUGGAAAGAACCUGCAUGGAUUCGUUCUCCUGCGUCUCGGGGCGCCGGCGGCGGCGGCGGUGGCAGCGGCUGCUGGGGCUUCUGCUGCUGGCGUGUCUGGGGCCAGCACUGGGAGCGGCGCAGGCAGGUUUUCAGCAGACCUCGCAUCUGUCUUCCUAUGAAAUUAUAACACCCUGGAGAUUAGUUAGAGAAAGGAGAGAGGCCCCUAGGCCCUAUUCAGCACAGGACCAGGUGUCUUAUGUCAUUCAGGCUGAAGGAAGGAAACAUGUUGUUCACCUGGAAAGAAAUAAGGGACUGUUGCCCGAAGAUUUUGUAGUUUAUACUUACAGUGAGGAGGGGUCUCUGCUCUUGGACCAUCCUGAUAUGGAGGAUCAUUGCCAUUAUCGGGGCUAUGUGGAAGGUGUCCCAAAUUCAUCUGUUGCACUUAGCAUUUGUUUUGGGCUCAGGGGAUUGCUACAUUUGGAGAGUACCAGCUAUGGGAUUGAACCUCUAAAAUCUAGUUCUCAUUUUGAGCACCUCAUUUAUCGACUGGACAAUGUUCAGCAAGAACCUCUGGCUUGUGGAGUAACUACUAAAAACUUGAAGAAAGAAACCACAGAAAAUGAAGAGAAAAAGGAAUUACAGAAACAAUCUUUUAGUAUGACCCAGCUGUUGAGGAGAAAAAGAGCCGUCCUUCCCCACACCAGAUAUGUGGAGCUGUUCAUAGUUGUAGACAAAGAAAAGUAUGACAUGAUGGGGAGUAAUCAGACUGCUGUGAGGGAAGAGAUGGUUCAUUUAGCAAACUACUUGGAUAGUAUGUACAUCAUGUUAAAUAUUCACGUCGUACUAGUUGGGCUAGAGAUUUGGACAAACUCAAACCAAAUCAGUACGGCUGGAAGUGCUGGUGAUGUGUUGGGGAACUUUGUACAAUGGCGAGAGAAGUCACUGAUUCCGCGUCGGAGACACGACAGUGCGCAAUUAGUUUUGAAGAAGGGCUUUGGAGGGACUGCAGGAAUGGCAUUUGUGGGAACAGUGUGUUCAAGAAGCCAUGCAGGAGGCAUUAAUGUGUUUGGACAAAUCAGCGUGGAGACCUUUGCAUCCAUUGUUGCUCAUGAGUUGGGACAUAACUUGGGAAUGAACCAUGAUGAUGGGAGAAACUGCAGUUGUGGAGCAAAGAGCUGCAUCAUGAAUUCAGGAGCAUCAGGUUCCAGAAACUUUAGUAGUUGCAGUGCAGAUGACUUUGAGAAUUUAACAUUAAAUAAAGGAGGAACCUGUCUACUUAAUAUUCCAAAACCUGAUGAAGCCUACAGUACCCCUUACUGUGGUAAUAAAAUAAUAGAUUUUGGGGAAGAAUGUGACUGUGGGUCUCCAAAGGAAUGUGAAUUGGACCCUUGCUGUGAGUCAAGUACUUGUAAACUUAAAUCAGGUGCUGAAUGUGCAUAUGGUGACUGUUGUAAAAACUGUCGGUUCCUUCCAGGAGGUACUCUAUGCCGACAAAGUACCAAUGAGUGUGAUCUCCCAGAGUAUUGCAAUGGCUCAUCUCAGUUCUGUCAGCUAGAUGUUUGUAUUCAAAAUGGACACCCAUGCCACAACAAUAAAGCUUAUUGUUACAAUGGCAUGUGUCAAUUUUAUGAUGCUCAGUGUCAAGUCAUCUUUGACUCAAAAGCAAAAGCUGCUCCAAAGGAUUGUUUUAUUGAAGUAAACUCUAAAGGAGACAGAUUUGGCAACUGUGGUUACCAUGGCAAUGGAUACAGAAAAUGUUCCGCUGGGAAUGCUUUGUGUGGAAAGCUUCAGUGUGAAAACGUGCUAGGUAUGCUGCCUGUAUUUGGGUUUGUCCCAGCCGUCAUUCAUACUUCAGUUAGGGGCACUACAUGUUCAGGUGUGGAUUUCCAGUUAGGAUCAGAUGUGCCUGAUCCUGGAAUGGUGAAUGAAGGCACAAAAUGUGAUGAUGGAAAGAUCUGUAGAAAUUUCCAAUGUGUAAGUGCCUCUGUUCUGAACUAUGACUGUGAUAUUGAGAAAAAAUGCAGUGGACGAGGGGUGUGUAAUAGCAACAAGAACUGUCAUUGUAACAUGGGCUGGGCUCCCCCAAAUUGUGAGAAUACAGGGUACGGAGGAAGUGUGGACAGUGGACCUACUUACAAUGAUAAAGACACUUCACUUCGGGAUGGGCUUUUAGUGUUUUUCUUCCUAAUUAUUCCCCUUCUUGUAUUUGCUGCCUUUGUCUUCCUUAAGAGGGAUCAGCUUCGAAGAAGAUUCUUCAGAAAGAAAAGAUCCCAAACUUAUGAAUCAGAUGGAAGAAAUCAAACAAAUGUUACUAGACAACCAUUGAAUGCCUCUCGAAAUGCCCCUCCGGUAAAUAGCCCCAGAGGCUGUUUAUGCAAACAGGUUUCCAGUACCAACUUAUGCAGCCAAGCAGCCUCAGCAAUACCCAUCAAGGCCACCUCCACCACAACCAAAAGUAUCAUCUCAGGGAAACUUUAUUCCUACUCGUCCUGCACCUGCAGCUCCUGUAAAGAGAUUCCUCUAGUUUUUCCUCCUUUGUAUAGAAGACAUCUUCAGAAAACUGAGUUGUUCAUAUUAAUUUUUUUGGCAUUCUGGGAAGAAUUUCUUCUUGCAGCAAGCAUAAAAGAAAACAAGCUACCAAACAUGGAAAUGCUUAAGAAACAAACCACUAAAAACUAAGUGAAGAAAGGAAGCCCAGCCAGCAUUCAGUAAUGUAAGAAAAUGCAAUAAGCCAAGGUUUCCAGAGUAAAUAGUUUCCUUUUUUUUUUUCAUGACCAGGCCUAACUGGGUCUUCUGAGAAGUGUGGAAAUUAUAAAAUUAAGUAGGUUUAGCUAAUUAUGGACAAAUCAUUAGUGUUUCUAAUCUUCAAAUUAGCUGGAAAUUGUUUUUAAGUUUUCCCAUUCCACUCUGAAAUGUGAUUCUGCAGUCUUCACCUUGGUUACCAUCAUCUAGAUUCUUGUACAACAUAAACUGAAAAUGCCAUUUUUUAAAGCAAAUAGAAAUCAGAAAAUCUUGUUACCUAAAAAAUCAAAUCUUUCUUAUCUUGCAUGAACUGAUAAUUAUCAUUAUUGUGUUAAGGACAUGAGAUUAAGUUAACAUGUCAAAUUAUUUUCAAUGAAAUGUAAAAGUACAUGCUCUAAAUGUGUAUAUAUAGAUACACUUGUAAUAAUUCCAUGUUGAUAGUCUUUUGAACUAUAGACAAUGGAUAUUAUUAGAAAACUUCAUUUAAAUGUGUUUCUAAUGUUAAUCAUGGUAAUCCUUACUAGACUGGAAACCUUUUUCAUUAGCAUUAAUAUUGCAGAUGGGUUAUAAAAGGUACGAAGAGAAGCAGUCUUUAAUAGACUUUGUCUGGGGACUAUUUUUGGAUCAGAAGAGAAAGCAGAAAUCACUGCAAUAUCUUGAGUGGAGUAAUCUGUUAUGAAAACACUUGAGAAUUUCAUGUGCACUUUAAAAUUGUUAAAUCUAAAAUAAACUUUCAACUAACAACUGAA
This is a messenger RNA of Phascolarctos cinereus (koala), 3601 nucleotides long. RefSeq names its product ADAM metallopeptidase domain 9 (gene ADAM9). The record is from RefSeq and is a predicted model, not a curated record. Gene Ontology annotation, biological process: transforming growth factor beta receptor signaling pathway; cell-cell adhesion mediated by integrin; membrane protein ectodomain proteolysis. NCBI's taxonomy places the organism in Eukaryota, Metazoa, Chordata, Mammalia, Diprotodontia, Phascolarctidae. Gene Ontology annotation, cellular component: plasma membrane. Gene Ontology annotation, molecular function: integrin binding; metalloendopeptidase activity.